Messenger RNA from Truncatella angustata, 1987 nucleotides. RefSeq lists its product as uncharacterized. The coding region runs from base 102 to 1550 and encodes 482 amino acids. The transcript is spliced from 4 exons. Gene Ontology annotation, biological process: regulation of DNA-templated transcription. Gene Ontology annotation, molecular function: DNA-binding transcription factor activity, RNA polymerase II-specific; zinc ion binding. The record is from RefSeq and is a predicted model, not a curated record. Lineage: Eukaryota; Fungi; Ascomycota; Sordariomycetes; Amphisphaeriales; Sporocadaceae.
UUUUACCAAAGCUAAACAGCGGUUUCGACAAGUGUCGUCAACACUUGGAGAACGAGUGAUGAAUAUUUCAUCUUCCGCUCGACGAAGAGCCCUACCUCAACAUGGCUCUUGGACCUUUUGAUUCCAGGGCCAAGCGAUCGCGGUGUUUGUGUUGUGCCGAGAGUCAUUUGAAGUGUUCUAGGGAAUUUCCUUGUAAGACUUGCGUACGUCGGAAUCUGGUCUGCAAGUAUCCGGGCGACUCAUCCAUACAGACCAUCACAUUGGAUCUUGGACAGCACAAAACGUCUAUGCACUAUUCCAAUUCUGUUACCAACAACGCUCAGGUAGCCUAUAAUCACCUACCACCUCUGACACAGUCUCCUUCUUCUGAUUCAACCCACCGUUAUAUACAUUACUUUGGUCUUUUUGUUCAAAAAAAUACCUUCAACCCCCAAUGUCUAUCGUACGAUGCCAGUAUCAAAAGCUUGCUUGGGACACGGGGUGCCUGCCCUUUAGUCCAAGCUGUCUUGGCUAUCGGCGCUCUAGAAGCUUCAAAAGUUGAAGUUAAUCGGCCAAAAGAAUUUUCGAACUAUACUUCAGAUGUCCAGUUCAGUCUGAACUCAUACUCACGUGCUAUUAUCACACUCCGGGACUACAUAGAUUCUCUUGAAACCCCCUCGCGAAUCCAGGUUUUAUGGACAACAUUGCUAUUAGGAUUGUUUGAACUAAUGCACGACCCAACGGGCAAUGGCUGGAUCAAACAUAUGGUCUACGGUACAUCGAGAGCUGUAGAAGCUGCAGGCCCCGAGUUUUUUCGUACCGAGCCUGGUAAAAGUUUCUUCUCCCAAGUGCGGAUAUUUGAAACUUGUAGGACGAUUGUAUUCAAUGAGACCACGUUCCUCACCCGCUCUGAUUGGGCGGCUUUGUCCUUUGGAUCGAGGGAGGCAAACUUCGCUUCGCCGCAGCAUCCACUUGAAAGUCUUCUGGACAUCAUCACGAUGUGUGCCAAGCUGAGCGCAGGAGCCGGCAACCUUAUCGAUACUCUCGACCAGCUAGACCCAGUCACGGUCAACGAGACAGCGAACGAUCUAGCCCUUGAAGGUCACCGUCUGCGUCGGAAUCUCCUACUGUGGAACGUAACGAAUUCACAAAUGUUGAACAACAGUUCUGUCUCGAACAAGUUCGAAGAUCGCUUCCCUGUGGACAGCAUAGCUGUUCUUAUAAAUGCCUUCUUUUCAGCAGUCAGUAUUUAUCUCUCGGGAAUAUUCGAUUACAACAUAUAUAUAUGGAACGACUUGGGUAUCCCAACUCCUACACUUACUGAAGAGGACAUCCAAGCUCACGUUCGCAUCAUACUACAUUCAACGAGGUGUGGCCUAGAGCGGACGAGUUUAUCACAUCUACUUCAUCUGUUCCCUCUCAGGGUCGCUGGGGCACGAUGCACCACCCCUUGGCAGCGUGAGGAAAUUUUGGCGCUCUUGAGGAAUGCCAAAUCAAGUUUUUCAGCAACGGAGGCGUUUGAAACAGAACUGACAAUGCUGUGGCGUAUGAAUCCACGAUUGCCUGCCUAAGCCCCUCAUAUGACAGAGACAUGAUGAGCAACGUGGUUGAUUGCUUGCACUAUGCAAUACUAGCCUUCUUAUAUCGUUACAUCUUUUCUGGUCCCCUUUCAGCUUGACUGUAUGAAUGUGACUUCAACAUGUAACACUGGCAUUCUCUCAUACUACUUCUUCCUGAUACACGGAUACACGCCAUGGAAGAUCCUAUAAUCGAGAAUGGGGUGGCCGCCAUACUCGAUCGAGAAUGUUGUGUCAUUUUGCCAUCGAUAACAGAUAUGUGUGGGGCCUUUUGGUAUAUCCAACUGAGUACUUUCGAAUAGGUUGGUUCAUAUUGUAGAACUGAACAUGGGGGGUUUGGACUUGCUUUGAGAUACGAAACUACGGAGGUUGGAAAUAGUCUAAAGGUUAGACUGCGCUUCAUGACUUAGGCUUUCAAUUGAACAGAACUC